This is a messenger RNA of Brettanomyces bruxellensis, 816 nucleotides long. RefSeq lists its product as uncharacterized. The record is from RefSeq and is a predicted model, not a curated record. Gene Ontology annotation, molecular function: oxidoreductase activity, acting on NAD(P)H, oxygen as acceptor. Gene Ontology annotation, cellular component: intracellular anatomical structure. The transcript has a single exon. NCBI's taxonomy places the organism in Eukaryota, Fungi, Ascomycota, Pichiomycetes, Pichiales, Pichiaceae. The coding region runs from base 1 to 816 and encodes 271 amino acids.
AUGUCAGGAAAAGUCAUUAUUGUUACCGGGGCUUCCCGGGGUAUGGGACAGGCAAUUGCAAGGCUUAUUAUCCAAAAAGAUGAAGCAUCCAAAGUUGUUCUAGCUGCGAGAUCAAAGCAACUACUUGAAAAGUUUCCACAACUGUUUCCACAAGAUGAAAGAGAGAAUGUGAAGUCCAGAACAUUGGUUGUGGCUGGUGAUUUAACACAGGCAUCUACAGCUAAGCGGUUGGUUAAGGAGACAAUUGCCAAGUUCGGUGGAAUUGACUCAGUCAUCUUCAAUGCAGGAGUGUUAGAUCCUGUUGGGCAUGUUGCAGACAUCGAUACUGGGAAGCUACGCAAGCUUUUUGACAUCAACUUCUUCUCGAUUGUCCAAUUACUACAGGAAGCGAUUCCUCAGCUUAGAAAAUCUGCACAGAAGACCGGAAGACCCUCCAGCUGCAUUUUUGUCUCUUCAGGUGCCUCUCUUAAGUCAUACGAUGGCUGGAUGGCCUAUGGUGCUUCAAAAGCAGCCGUUAAUCACGUUGCUUUGGAUGUGAGUGUCGAAGAAUCACCGUUGAUCAGAACUGCGAGUGUUGCUCCUGGAGUUGUCGAUACAGACAUGCAGGUUUACAUCAGGAAUGUUGCUGGUCUACAUAUGAAGCCCGAGGCUUUGAAACGGUUUACGGAUCUUUAUGAAAAGCACCAACUUCUUCCUCCCCAAGUUCCUGGUUCGAUUUAUGCCAAUUUGGCGUUACGAGGAAUUCCAGACUCUUUGAAUGGAAAAUAUGUCCGCUACAGCGACUCCAGUGUUGCUGAGUACUUGGAUACGAAUUGA